AUGGGUGACAAUAAAACACCUGUUAACGACCUUCCUCAUAUGAAUUUUCGUUCCUAUAUUGGCUCUUUGCGAAAUGACAAUGACCUAGUCGAAAUCGACACCGAAGUUGACCCCUACCUCGAAGUCGGUGCGAUCAUCCGCAAAGUUUGCGAGACAGACGGCAAAGCACCUCUUUUUAAAAACCCCAAAGGUAAAAGAGGCCAUCUGUUUCAGAUACUCGGAGCACCGAACUCCCUUCGCUCUGAUUCGACUCAGCGAUAUGGACGUCUCGCACGCCAUCUCGGGCUACUGCCAACGUGCGAUGCAUCCUGGACAAAUUGGUCUAUAGCACGAGGCAUGAAUACCGGGCCUGAUCAGCUUGGUGUUCUUAUAGCAAAGCCCCAGCACAUCUGGCAGAUCCAGCAACAGUGGAAAGCCGAGGGAAAGGACAUGCCGUGGGCUCUUGCGAUGGGUGUUCCUCCCGCAGCUACCAUGGCUGCGGGAAUGCCUCUUCCAGAUGGUUGUAGCGAGGGCGAAUAUGUGGGAGCUAUGACUGGUCAUGCUAUUGAUGUCGUGAAGUGCGAGACGAAUGAGCUGUUGGUCCCUGCAAACUCGGAGAUAGUGUUUGAAGGGACUAUCUCUUCUGAUGCGGAGGACUGCGUAUUAGAAGGGCCAUUCGGAGAGAUGCAUGGAUAUGUGUACCCGGGAGAGAGACAUAAAAGUCCCAGCGUGAGAAUAGAUACUAUCACGUUUCGGGACAAUGCAAUAUUGCCGGUUUCAUGUCCCGGUCGACUUACAGAUGAAACCCAAACUAUGGUCGGUCCACUGGCAGCAGCUGAGAUCCGCCAACGAUGUCAGGAUCACGGGUAUCCUGUUGUUGAAGCAAUGACCCCCUUCGAGUCUCAGGUUACUUGGGUUGCUCUCCAAAUCGACACGGUCAGGCUCCGACAAAUGAAGACGACGGCUGCAAAGCUCUGCAAAUCUUUUGGGGAGUUGAUAUUUCAUCACAAAUGUGGCCUUACGAUUCAUCGAGUAGUCCUUGUGGGCGAUGAUAUAGAUGUUUACAACUUCCAGGACGUCAUGUGGGCUUUCUGCACGAGAUGCUGCCCUAUCAAAGAUGAGUAUCUCUUCGACGAUUGUCAGGCAUUUCUUCUAAUUCCCUAUAUGGCUCAUGGUAAUUGGAAUCCUUUGAAAGGGGGCAAGGUCAUCUCCAAUGCUCUCCUGGCUAGUGAGUACAUGGACGGGCCGGACUGGGAGACUGGGGACUUUGAGCAUGGAUACCCAGAUAACGUUAAAGAUAGGGUUAUUGCGCGUUGGGAUGAAAUGGGGCUUCAUACAUAA
Aspergillus steynii IBT 23096 is the source of this 1320-nucleotide messenger RNA. RefSeq names its product UbiD family decarboxylase. The record is from RefSeq and is a predicted model, not a curated record. Lineage: Eukaryota; Fungi; Ascomycota; Eurotiomycetes; Eurotiales; Aspergillaceae. Gene Ontology annotation, biological process: ferulate metabolic process; cinnamic acid catabolic process. The transcript is spliced from 4 exons. Gene Ontology annotation, molecular function: carboxy-lyase activity. The coding region runs from base 1 to 1320 and encodes 439 amino acids. Gene Ontology annotation, cellular component: cytoplasm.